AUGUUUUCUCAAUGGAAUGAACAGCCAAGUGGACUCUUUGUACAUGGGUUUCAAUUUUCCACACAAUUCACAAGAGUGAAUGCGGACAAUACAACUGAACGAUUAGCAUUGAUGACCUUCUCUUAUUCAUCAGCUUCAAACAUCCUUAAUUGGGACUUUAUUUUUGACAAGAUUGGCGCAUCACUGACCAAGACCAACACAAACAACACGUCGUAUAUCUUUCAAUACUUUAGACUCAUCCAUUCACAUGUAAUCAAGAACACAGAGUACGGCAACUCAUUGUUUUUGCCUGAAGAGAUUUUUCAAUCGAGUACAACCAACUCGGAUGGAAUACCCAUUGACUCUGCGAAAAUGAAAUUGGAUUUGAAUGGUUGGACACGAGGUCACUUGAAAAGUGCUUCUGACCUUCUCGAGAUACCAGAGUUGUAUAAGAACAAUUAUUACCUGCAGUGGUUCUCAAUACGAUUUAACACAUCGCUAUUUGAGCAAAUGUUGAUGUCUAACGAUACCUACAGAAUACAAUUCAACGAAAGCAGCAUUGAGAACAUUACAUCAUCAAUUUAUACUCUCUUUCAAGGUCAACCCAACCCCUCAUACACAUUCUCAACACUGAAAGUAAUCAGAAACGCUCUACUGAUUGAGAACAUGACGACGAGUUCAGAUCCAGUGACAAACAUUUGUUCCUCUGUCUCACCAGUGAUUGCAUUUGCUUGGAGUUCUUGGAAGUUGUGGUUUGUGCUGAUAUGCCUGAUCAUCAUGCUCGUUCUAUUGAUACUGUCUGUGUGGAGGCCAUAUGUGGUGAUCAUUUGUACUGUGGUUAUUUUCAAUAUCGCUGGAAUUCUUACAUUGGAUCAAACAGUGAACGGAUUUGCCAACGGUGGAACAUUGGCCAUAGCUCUCUUAUUUCCAAUCGUGAAACCAUUGACCCAAAAUACUUUGGUGAAAAAGUUUGCCAAAUUGCUCUUUGGAUCACCAAUUCCUUUCAAGAACAGCAAUAGAUUUCUUCAACUUGUUUCAUACAUGAUACCCACACUGAGAAUGUGUCUCGUCUUUGCCACGAUUGGAGCAUUUGUGAAUAAUACUCCAGUAGUUGUGUUAGGAUUACCAAUUGUGUUAGAAUGGACUAAACACAAUAAGGUAUCUGCGUCAAAGUUUCUCAUCACACUCACAUACAUUACCUCUGGAAGUGGAUUUUUGACAUUGAUUGGAAAUUCAUCUAAUAUUGUUGCGAAUGGAAUCUACACUACCUAUGGUUAUUCUCCAUUGACAUUUUAUGAAUUUUUCUAUCUUGGAAGUGUGCUUUGCUUAAUAACGAUUAUUUAUUUAAUAACCUAUGGUUUAUGGAUUGUACCUGAUGAAGUAAGAGGCGUCAAUAAUGCCCAAAGAGCUUCCAUACGAUUUGCUAAUCGAUUCUCUUCGAUAAGGCCUCCAAUGAAGGAUAGACAUGAGUUGUUUGUGGCUGUUGUAAGAAUGUCAAAUCUUGCAAAUCAAGAAAAACACACCAAACCUUUCAAAUUGUAUGUUAACUUGUUGGGAAAGAAUGAAGCUCAAGUCAUGAAAGUUCUUGGUUUGGAAGGAGUAGAGCUUGUAGAAAUAAUAAGAACACCCUUAAACAAGGAAUCGACAACUACCAAUGCUGUUGAAAGUCCAUUCCAUCCACAAACACCUCACCGACAAUCCAAUCAUAGUAAGGACGAUUCAACAACCUCAGAAGAAGUAGAGUCUGUCGUUAUUGAAAUUGCAAAAGAGAUGGAACCCACAAACAUUCCUCCAAAGGAGCCUUUACAACUUAGAAUACGAAUUCCAAUUCCACAAAAUGUAGUAAUAGAGAAAGAUGAUAUCUUGAUAUUUAAAGGGUCUCCAAAAUCCAUUCUCUUACUUCAGGCUAUGACCUUUGAGCAAGAUUCAUCCAUGUACAAUGAAAGUACAGAAACAACCAACGUGAUCAGUAAUCAAGCCCCACGAAAAGAAUCAAGCAGCGGAGAGGAAUUUAAUGAGAUACCUCAAGUUGUUAUUCAAGAACGAAUAGUGAACUCAUCACAUUCAUAUUCUUCUGUUGCAUCAGAUGAGGAUUUAAACUCACCAAGCAACAUAAGUGUCCACUCUGUCUCCUCAAAUGAUCGACUCGUAAGCACUCCAUCUUUUAGAGAAAAUUACGUCCUUGAUCAAUUACACCAAAAUUUGAAAAAGUCUUUACCAACAGAAAUCUCCAAAGAAGACAAACAAACAGCAGAAACAAAUAAGAAGCAGAAAGAUGUGGACAAAAUUGAUUCCAAAUCAUUGGAAUUCUUUGAGGUUGUUAUUGGACCUUCAAAUCCAUGUGUUGGAGAGGAAUACCAAGAAUUUGAAAAGAGAUAUCGAGUGACAGUAUUGGCCAUCAGAAAUUUAUAUUUUAAUUCUGAAACGAAUGAACAAGACUUGAAGAAAUUGACGGUCAAUACUGGAGACACCUUACUAGUGGUUGGAAAAACAAAUUUUUAUUUCAAUUUCCAUGAAUCUCAUAGAGAAUUCUACAUGAUUUCACGUUUCAGCGAAGUUUCUCCUUCAUAUGACGCAUUCAAAUCAAAACCUUUUCUUGUAAAGAUACCAUUUUCAAAGAGAAUUUUAGAUUUAUGGUGGUGGGAGCAUUGGAUUUUCCUAUUCUUUUUUGCAAUGAUUGCUAGUACUAUUGCAGGAUUUUCAAUGGUGCAAUGCAGUUUUAUUUGUUUUUGUGUUGUGAUUGCAUUUGGAUUAAUUUCUCCCUCUGCUGCUAUAGAUUCUGUGGACUGGGGUUUAGUUGCCUUGGUUGGUGCAUCAUUUGGUAUAGGCACUGCCAUCACUCAAAGUGGUGUUGGGCAAGGAAUCACAGAAGUGCUGAAAAUUGCGAACAUUCCUCCAAUUCUAUUGCCUGCAUUUAUUACUGCCAUUACCUUAAUCGUUGCAAAUCAUCACUAG
Molecule: messenger RNA, 2934 nt
Organism: Naegleria fowleri
Lineage: Eukaryota; Heterolobosea; Eutetramitea; Acrasida; Naegleriidae
Exons: 2
Coding region: 1-2934 (977 amino acids)
Biological process (GO): transmembrane transport; potassium ion transport
Cellular component (GO): plasma membrane
Molecular function (GO): monoatomic cation transmembrane transporter activity
Source: RefSeq, a predicted model, not a curated record